This is a messenger RNA of Lactuca virosa, 2626 nucleotides long. Lineage: Eukaryota; Viridiplantae; Streptophyta; Magnoliopsida; Asterales; Asteraceae. The record is from the annotation of a GenBank genome assembly.
AUGGAGAAGGGCCACAAGCUUAUUCUUAUUGCGACUUCAUCAAUUUCGUUGGUUGUAUUCAUUUUCCUGGGUUUGAUUUGUGUCUGUAGAAGAAAAGGGUCCAGAAAUGAUGAAUCUCGGGACACAGAAUCAAGCUUUGAAAGUAGUAAAGAAAUGGAAAUAAAUGGGAAUUUAAUAAGGUUUAAUGGUGGUGAAGAUCUGACUUGUGCUGAUAUACUCGAUGCCCCUGGUGAAGUUAUUGGGAAAUCAAAAUACGGGACUUUGUACAAAGCUAAUUUGGCAACGAAUAAUUCAAUCGUAUGUUUGAGGUUCCUGAGACCAACUUGUACAGAAAAGGUACAAGAUUUGAUGCCUAUGGUACAACUUAUUGGCUCAAUUCAGCAUCCUAAUUUAGUUCCUCUUUGUGGGUUCUAUUAUGGGCGUAGAGGUGAAAAGCUUCUUGUUCAUCCCUUUUAUGAGAUGGGAAAUUUGGCUCAAUUCAUCAAAGAUGAAGAAGACGAAUGUCAUAAAUGGACAGUCAUUUGUAGGAUAUCGAUGGGGAUUGCUAGAGGAUUAGAUUAUCUACAUACGGGAUUUCAAAAACCGAUAAUCCAUGGAAAUCUCAAGUCAAAGAACAUACUCUUGGGUCAAAAUCACCAACCAUUUGUGUCGGAUUUUGGUCUACACACUUUCUUUAAACCAGAUGCAGCUCAAGAAAUGCUCGAAGAAGCUGAUAUUGAAGGGUAUAAAGCACCUGAAUUGAUGCAAAUGGAAGAAAAUGAGGCGACUGAUAUUUACAAUUUUGGAGUGAUUUUACUAGAAUUACUUACGGGAAAGGAAGCAGUAAACAAGAAAGGAAACCCUAAUCAAGAUUCUUAUUUGGCAACCUCGUUGAGGAUUGCAAUCUUGGAUAACCGGAUAUCAGAUUUGUAUCAUCCUGAUAUUCUGGUUGAUGAAGAUAAUGGUGAUGGAAGUUUGAUGAAUGAAGAACGUGUUCUUGGAUUGUUCAGGAUGGCAAUGGAUUGUUGUUUUCCAUCGCCUUCUCUCAGGCCUGAUAUAAAGCAAAUCUCUGUUCCUCAAGAUUCGCUGCGAGAAAUCUUAGUAUCGAUUAACCGCAAAUCGGAAGAAAUCAGCUUAAUGCCUUCAGUCGUUUCGCCUCAAUGGCAAGAGAAGGCCAGUGGUUUCUUCUCAUCUUCAGGGUCAAAACUGAAAGAAGCUGGACAGUCUGCAGGAACAUUUGUUGGUGAAGUUGCUAAAGAUGCAAAAGGCAAUGUUUCAGAAGCUGCAGGAAAAUUUGGCUCUGUGGUGAAAAACAGAUGGUCUCUCUUUCAACAGCCAUCAACAAGGCAAGCAAUGCAGGAAAAACUUGUCAAUGCUGCUGCCACUACAAGCUUCUUUCUAAGAAAAGGUGUUUCAGAGACAAAAGAGAAAGUUGUUGUAGGGAAAACUAAAGUAGAAGAGGUGGCAAAGAAGACUGCCCAAAAGAGCAAAACUCUGUUGACUGAUAUUGAAAGAUGGCAAAAGGGUGUUGCAAGCACUGAUGUGUUUGGUGUUCCAAUAGAGGUUACAGUACAGAGGCAAGAAUCCAGCAAGCCUGUUCCUUUUCUGUUAAUAAAAUCUGCAGAUUAUCUUGUAUUAUCAGGAUUAAACUCACCUGAUUUAUUCAAGUCUGAAGGAAACAAGAAAGCCAUUCAGCAGUUGGUUUCAUUAUACAACCAGGACUUGAAUGCACCACUACCUGAAAAUGUGAACCCAAUUGACGUUGCUGCCCUUGUGAAGUGCUACCUUGCAAGCCUUCCUCAGCCAUUAAUCACUCCAGACCUCCACAAUGAAGUGCGUGGGGCCCGUUCCAGCAUCCCACUAAUGAGAAGCAUAUUGAAAAAGCUUCCCACAGUCAAUUACAUGACACUUGAACUCAUUACUGCUUUAUUGCUACGUGUUAGCAAGAAGUCGCUUCUCAACAAGAUGGAUGCUGGAAGCCUUGCUAUGGAGAUGGCUCCUAUCAUUAUGUGGCAGAAGGGACAACCACCAGAAACUUAUAAACAGUUCUGGAAUCAGCCCUCAAAGACUCAAUCCAAUGCAAAUCUUGAUUCUGUGCAAAACUAUAACGAAUGGGAUAUGCUUGCAGAUGAGAGUGAAGAUUCAGAUGUUUCCUCAGCAAUUCCAUUGGAUGAUGGGGUGCGAAUCGACUUCAGUGGCAUAGAGGUUUUACAGUGUCUGAUAGAACAUCACAAUGCCAUUUUCACUGAUGCAAAUGAGACUGUUUGGAGGUGACUCGUAUCUUCUUCAUCAUUUUAAAAUUUGAUUCAAUUUUCUCAUCAAUAAAAUUCAUUCUCUCAUAUCAUCAAACUUACCAUAAACUGGAGCUUUUCUUUUUGGAUUGAUGGUGAUUUGUAUAUUCUAUUCUGUGAGGUUCAUUACAUAAUGUUUUUAGGUUAGGAAUGUAUGCAAAGCAAAAGGUUUCUUUUACAAGUUUGUAUAUUAUAAAGGUUAUGAUGUUUGGUUUUCCUUUUUGUGCGGUUUAUGUGGUUUGGUUUGAGCCUAAUAUAUUUAGAAAUCAAAUUACAGAUAUACUAGGAAUUUGUGCAUAACAAGUGUAACAUUUUAUUAAACUUGGGAUUUAUAAUUACAAAAUAAACUUUUCUUA